AUGGCGAUGAAUACUCGAUACAAGUAUUCCGUGUCUGUUGAUCUCCAAGCAUACCGUCAUGCUCCGCCUCUUCACAACAACAACGACUAUUUCGUCAUGUUCAGAGCGAACUUUAAGCAAAUACUCAAAUUAUUGAACCAUCCAGAUGAUCAUCGUGAUCCGUUCAUCUUGGAGGUACCUGUUGACAUCCCGCACACCGUCGUGCCCCGCCCCGAGUACUUCUUUGUGCACUCUCCGACGACCAUCCGCGACUUGCUCUCCAGCGUGGGCGUGGCCCGACAUGCCGCCGCCUCCCUCGCUCCGAAAAUCUCCAGCUCUGCCUGGAAGCUCAUCACCACCAACCUCCUGUGUUCCUCUCCCAGAUCAGUGCUGCCUAUCAUUCUCAACGUCACUGCCGAGACUCCACUGCUUUACGACGACAGUACUGAUGGAGAAGAACUUGUCACUGAGCAGAUGUCUCCGACUGUUCCGGCGGUUAGGCCGGCCUCCAUGGAGGCGCUGAAGGAGGUGAAGAUUGAGACUCUUGACGCGAAUACUACAUUAACAGAAGAAGAGUGCAGUAUCUGUUUGGAAGAGUUCUCUUUGUGUGGAUUGGAUCGUGAUGGUGGUGGUGGUGAUCGUUGGAAGAUUGUGCAAAUGCCGUGUUCUCAUGUUUAUCACAGAGAUUGCAUAAUUCAGUGGCUGGAGACAAGUCACGAGUGUCCAUUGUGCCGCUACGCUAUUCCAACUCAUGUUGAUUGA
Morus notabilis is the source of this 741-nucleotide messenger RNA. RefSeq lists its product as uncharacterized. The record is from RefSeq and is a predicted model, not a curated record. Gene Ontology annotation, molecular function: zinc ion binding; ubiquitin protein ligase activity. NCBI's taxonomy places the organism in Eukaryota, Viridiplantae, Streptophyta, Magnoliopsida, Rosales, Moraceae. Gene Ontology annotation, biological process: protein ubiquitination. The transcript has a single exon. The coding region runs from base 1 to 741 and encodes 246 amino acids. Gene Ontology annotation, cellular component: cytoplasm.